GCACUAUGUAUACUUGGUCUGUAACCAGAACAGAAAAUAAAAUGAAGACCUAGCUGUGGAUAUUAAUAACAUGUUAGCAAUAAUAUAUUGCUUGAAUCAAAAGGGGGUUGUCUGGUGCCAGAACAAGUAUACAUCAGUGCCAAGUGUACAUCUCUGGGGAGUAGAUUCCAUAAACGAGGUGCCAUUCCCAAAGAAAGGCCCUUCCCCAGGUAGCUGCCCUCUUCACAUCUUGUAAAGGCAGUUCCUGGAGAAGGACCUCCAAAGAUGGUCUUAAGGUACAGGCAGGUACAUAUGGAUGGAUUCCUUCAGAUAAUCAGGUCCCAAACUGUUUAGGGCUUUUAUAUGUUAAUACAAGCACCUUUGAAGAUAGUACAGGACUGGUGAUAGAUGAUCUUGUCUGCCAGUCCCUCUAAACAGAGGUACUGCUUUAUUUUGUACCAGUUGCAACUCCUGGAGCACUUUCAAGGGCAGUCCCAUAUAAAGCACAUUUCAGUAGUCAAGCCAAGACAUUACCAGAGCAUGGAUUACUGUUGCCAGAUUAUGCCUGUUCAGAUAGGAAUGAAGUUGAUAGAUCAACUGAAGUCGAUGGAAGGUGCUUCUGGGUACAAAGCCCACCUCGUGUUCCAGGAGCAGAUCUGGAUCCAGAAGCACCCCCAAACUCAGAACCCUGCACUUUAGGGGGAGUGCAGUCCCGUCCAGGACAGGUGAGACAUCAACCAUCUGGACGAGGGAGCAAUUUUGGUAAUUGCCAACAUCAUUUACAUAGUGGACUGGUUAUAGAUUGAUAGAGGGCUAAACUUAGCUUUAACUCAUAAGAGGGGAUGCUUCUUGGGAUGUUCUACUUUGGAAGAUGUUGCCUCUGAAUGUUGUUUUUUUCCCUUCUUUAUGUGCUGUGCCAGAUUCAGCUGUAUACUGACAGGAAAAGAUCAGGGUUGUGUGAGGUAGGGGCCUGUGGGUUAUUAGUACCACCGAUCUUUCACUACUAUGGAGGUAGGGUUCAUGUCAGGUGUGAUCCAUCUAUACACUUCCUGAUCACCAACCUUGUGGAAAUUGGCUACCUGUCAGAAAAGGAGUCACAGUUCCAGCUAAUUAUUCUGCACAGUAUCAACUUGGUAGGUAGAGUUGGUCUGCUGUUACAUGACUGUGCUUGUUGAGAGCAGUUCAUACACUGUUUUUCAGAUUUUUUCCUAAAAAUUGCUGGGCUUGUUCAUGUGUUCGUUAUCAUGUAAACCUUUGUAAGCAUCCUGGGAGAGGCAGAUGCCUUACAUUUUGAGGGCUGGUCAUUCCUAGGUUCUGGAACAAGUGAUAUCAUGACUGUCAGUUAACUAUAGACAGAAUGCAGCUGAAGGAUAAAGCUUCCCUUCUUUGUCAAUGUUAAUGUUUCUUACAUGGUUUGCUAGCCUCUAGUGGCUCAUGAACAGUGCUGGAGUUUCUGAGCCCAAGUUUCUCAUGUUACUGAUUAAAUGCUCUGGUGAAGACGCUUCAGGCUCAGCUGGAGAAGCAUUACAUAAGUUAUUUUUAUAGCAAAUGAAACAUAUUUCUGGAAAACUCCUUAUAAUAACCUUUUAUUGACAGAUGGAGCUGGGUGGGAGGAUGGCUGUGCCAUGUAACUUGCAUGUAAGUGAGUUGAACACUAGGUUAGGCCAUUAAAAUUGGAGCUAGUUUCUUAGCCCCAUAGGAAAGAAAAUCUAUAACCUAUUAAAAAGUACUAUAAAGAUAGAUGUAGAAAACAUGCAGGUAUAUCAUGUUGCCAAAAAUAAAUAUAGACCAGGGAUAGGCAAGUUGGUGUCUUUCAGGAAGAUAAGAGAAGCCAUGCUGUAUCAUCAUUCAUUUUUCAUAGUGGCAAGCAAGAUGCCUACAGGAUCCCUAAAACAGGGAGAGUACAAAAGUUCCUGCUGCCCCAGCUUCCAAGCAAAUGGGGGACCUUGCAUACCACCUCUGAGACUGAAAGUAGCAUAUAGCCAGCAAGUCUCGUAGCCAGAGAUAGCCUUCUGUUCCAUGAAUUUGCCCUGUCCCCUUAUAAAGCUGUCCAAAUUAGUGGUCAUCACUACUUUCUAUAGCAGUGAAUUUCAUACUUAGUUUAAGUGUGUGCUGUGUGAAGAAGUACUUCCUUUUAUUUCUUCUGAAUCUCCAACCAAUCAGCUUCAUGGAAUGACCUCAUGUUCUGAUUUUAUAUCUUCUCUCCCCUUUCUCCACUACAUGCUUAAUUUUGACACCUCUGUUAUAUCUCCCCUUACUUGCUCCUUUUCUAAGCUGAAGAGUUGCAACUGUUACAACCAUUCCUCAUAGGAGAGUUGCUCCAACCCCUUGGUCUGAACUUUUUCCAACUCAGUAAUGCCAUUUUUCGGAUUCCAUCACCUAAUCUUGAAGGUGGGAUUUUUUUCCCUUCCAACAUGCAUCACUUUACACUUGCAUGCAUUGAACUGUAUUUGCCAUUUCAAUGCCCAUUCUCCCAGCUUGGAGAGAUGCCUUUGGAGCACCGCACAAUCCCUUUUGGUUUUAACCACCCUUAAUAGUUUUGCAUCAUCAGCCAAUUUUGCCUCCUCACUGCUUACUUCUAAUUCCAGAUCAUUUAUGUAUAUGUUGAAAAGCAUCAGUCCUAAUACAGAGCCCUGUGGGGCACUUUUGACAUUCCUCCAUUGGGAGAAAUUACCAUUUAUUACCGCUUUCACUUUCUGUCAUUUAAGCAGUUACUGAUCAUAACACCCCCCCCUCCAUUCCAUGACUGCUAAGUUUGCUAAGAUGAGGGACUUGUCAAAUUCUAAGUAAACAAAGUCUACCUGAUUGUCCAUGCCUGCAUGCCUAUUGACACUCUCAAAAACUCUCUUAAGUUGGUAAAUUCUUUAUUGGUUGUGGAAGCCCUGUUAAUUAAUUUUAGCAGGGCCUGUCCCUCUAUUAAUCACUGUUUCUGUAUUUAAUAACACUGUUAAUCAAUUUAUCUAGAACAGAUAUGAAGCCAACCAACCUGUAACUUCUUUGAUCCUUCCUGUGUCACUUUUAAAAAUUGGUCUUACAUUGGCCAUUCUCCCAUCCUCAGGUACAGAGGCUGAUCUUAAGGAAAUGUUACAUGUUUUUGUAGGAAAGUUGGUGAUUUUGUAUUGAGCUAAGGUUCUAGGAUACCAUCUGGGCUUAGUGAAUUAUUAACUUUCAGUUAGUAAGUUUGAGAAUUUCAUCCCUUGUCACUAUCUGCCUUAAUUCCUCAAACUCCCUUCCUGAGUAGUUAAGCUCAGGAACAGGUAUCUGGUAUCCUCUGCUGUAAAGUCAGAUAAAAACUUUACUAUCAGUUUUUCUGCAAUCUCCUUAACCACCUUUAGUGCUGUUUUAAUUCCAUUAUCAUACAAAGGUCCAACUGCCUCUCUAGCUAGUUUCUUUCUUCUGAGAGAUUUAAAAGAUUUCUCUAUUGUUGGACUUGUUGUUUGUGAUAUGUUCCUCAGAAUAUUUAUUCUCUUACUAUCUGCAUACUUCUCCUAUAACAUAAUAUUUUCCUCAUUUACGCAAAAUUUUAAUUUAAUUCAGGAAGGCUUCUUCUCUCUAAUUGCUUCCUUGUUAACUGUGUUGGUGACCUCUCGGAUUUCAUGCUACCUCUCCUCACUUGUGCUGUACCUGCUAUCAGAGCUUCUGUUGUUAUGGUUUUGAGUAAUUUGGAAGGGAUUAAACUCUCGACACCCCUUUUUACUUUUUUUUUACAAGUUCCAUCAUUUUAGAGAAGUUUCCCCUUUUAAAGUCAAACAAAUAUAUUGGAUCUAUUUAGCAAUAUUCCAUCUAUACAUUAAAUCUAAUAGCUUUGUGGUCACUGUUUUCUGUUAGUUCAUAACAUUUACAUCUCAUACUGCACCCUGGGCAACCCCACCUAGGAUUAAAUACAGGGUUGCCUCCCCUCUGGUUGGUUCCAUGACCAGCUACUCAUUCAGGGCAUCAAAAAUGUUAACCUCUCUAACAGAAGUGGAACAUGAAUUUAUUCAAUCAAUGUGUGGGGAGUUGAAGUCACCCAUUAUUACAGGACUGCCUUUGAGUCCUCUCUGAUUUAAUUCUCCAUCUCAGGAUCACCCUAACCAUUCUGGUUUGGAGAAUGAUAAACAUAUUGGUAUGAUUAAAAUACUUUUGAGACCAGGUAUUGUUAUACACAAUGUUUCUUUUGAGGAGUCUGCACACUUUUAGCUGAUCAACUCUGCUGGAUUCUAUGCCGUUUUUGACAUAAGGACAACACUUCUUCCAAAUAUAUCUUUCCCUGUCCUUCCUAUAGAAUUUAUAUCCAGAGAUGAUUGUAUUAUAUUGCUUCUCUCCAUUCUACCAGGUUUCUGCAAUGCCCUUUAUAUAGAACUUCUUGCUUAAAGCCAGGCACUCCAGCUUUCCUGUUUUGACUCAGAGGCUUCCAGCAUUUACUUAGAAAUAUACAAAGUGUCCUUCUCCAGACAUGUGCAACCUAUGUUUUGGUACAAAGUGUAGAGCAGGAGCCCAGCUCUCUCAGUUACAAGUCUCCCCAGAUGGAUUCUUCAGAUUCGAAAGAGGAGUUGUAGGGGCAGAAGUGGGCAAAUGAUUUUGGAUUUUCAAGACUACAGAGUGAAGGUACUCAGACAGCCCCCGGGACCCCACCUUGGAAAAGGAGGAAGGCAUUUCUGAACUGGGAGAGAGAAGAGGGAGCAGGGAGUUGCUUGACCCUGUAAGGAGAACAGGGGAAGCAAGCAGGACCAGUUAAGGAGUGUCUGAUGUGCCUCCUGUCUAGCCCUAAAGCAGCAGAGCCACGUUGAGAGUGAAGUCAAGACCUUGCUGAAAGGGCAGGAAGGAAUGGCUGCUCCAGUUUGGAUUCAGCCCUCACAUGGGCAGAUGCUACUCCCACAUUUCAAAAAGAGUGCUACUUGGAUUUAUGCUGUUUUGUAACCCAUGGAGCCCAAAUAAAGAACUGUGCUUCUAAGCUUUCAUCUUAAGUGUGCUGGAGAGACCAAGGGAGUGGGGGAAGAGACCUGCGCACAACACUUUGGUGUCUUCAGCUUGUUGUCACGACUUGCCAUAUGCUCGUGGGUUACUUCUUCCCCUCCUACAUUUGCGCAAUCAGACUUCUUCCUUUUCAUUUGCUAGGGGUGAUAUUACACAAACCAGAUGCUUCUUAGCUCCUGUUGGCUUUACCCCAGGGUUCAGUUUAAAAGCUGGCUGCCAGUUUUUUAUGUUACGCACCAGCACACUGGUUCUGUUUUCAGGUUCAAGAGGAAUCCACCCCUUGUGUACAGGCCCAGCUUGCCCCAAAAUGUUCUGAAGUGCCAAACAAAUCUGAACCACUUUUCUAUACCACCAUCUCAUCUCACUUUGAGACUCCUCAGCUGUCUGUCUAGCUGGCACUGCAUGUGGAAUAGGUAGCAUUUCAGAGAAGGCCACCCUGAUGGUCUGGAUCGCAAGCUUCUGCCUAGCAAUCUAAAUAUGGCUUUCAGACUAUAUGACUACAUUUCCCCACAACAUUGGUUUCCCUACAACACUCCACUUGUACACUAGCUGCAAGACUACCUAGAUGGUGCAUGAAGUAUGUAGCCUUCAGACCAGGCAGGCAAUUUAUCCUGUGGUCUAUAUGCCCAUCACAAGCCCAGCUGAGUACCUAAUUCUUGAAUCUCCCACUCCCAGAAACUCCCCACCCCCUGGAGGCACAUCCUUAAUGCAAGAGAUUAAUUGCUUAUCUUGCACAUCCUUAAUGCAAGAGAUUAAUGGGACCCUUCUAAAGGAUCAUUCUUCUCUUCUUCACAUAUAUUUUGUAUAUAUUUUGUAAAAUUGGAGACGUAUAGUGAAAAAUGCAAAAUUUGCAGUAAGAUAGCUGUUUGAGUUUCUGUAUUGGUUCAGCAUUGUAAAAUUAGGUACACUUGCCUUAAAACACGAACUAAAUAUUGUAACAGAGCACCGACUCAGGGCUUCUCAGGAAAGGAAGUGUUAACCCUGGGUGUCCUGCCCUGAGUACACAAAAUCCCAGUCUCUGCAUUACUUUCUCAAGAAUGGUCAGUUUCAGUCCAGGAGUCAAGGCUAUAUGGUUAGUGCAUGUCCAAAGCUCAAAGUCAAAUGGGGUGUCCGAAAGGAUGUUCAAUAAAACAGGCCAGGAAUCUAGAUACCGGUUAGCAUCCACAAAAUCCAGGAACAAAGAUAAUGCAGUUUGUUGUUUGCAACACAGAGCAGCUCUGCCUGAAAUUAAUUUAUGGCCAGCUCUAACUCAGCACAUCUGUGCUGUUUCUCCCUGGCUUUCUUCAUCUGAGGAAUCUUCCUUCAUGACACUGGGCAUGAAGGCCCAACCGUUGCAGCCAGGUGGCAAUUCAAGAAAAACCACUGGGCUUGAUAGUGAUGGGAAUGCAAAAAACCCUCAAUUACUUCCAAAGUCAGAGCCAUUCAGACCCAAUCAAGGGAGGUAGUAGCCCUGAAGGGUAUAGGAUUCUCACCUGGGUACUCUCAGGAGAUGUCACCCCAUGAGUCAUCUGCUUGAUCUAACUGGAUAAAAGCAGAGAGCUGUGGGAGAUCUGAGUUCCUCUUUACGGAAAGAUUCCCUGUUGCUGCCGGAGGCUCUGCCAAGAAAUACUGCUCUGUUCUUCGUCGUGGCCUCUGUGCAUCACAUAUAUGGGUUCUGCGCCUGUGCAGUGCCUUUGGCCGGAAGAUUAACAGCUAACGGUUUUUGGCGGGAACUCCGCUCCCCCUCCCCCCUAGCAUUAUAUAAGGAGUGGAGUGUCCGCCAUUUUCCAGUCUUUGUGACCGCCAUUCGUUGUGCCUCGUGCUGCUUCACUCUCGCUUAGAUCAUUACUUACUUCUCGCUCAUUGAAAAACUCUCUUUUUUCCUUACCAAGUUAGUAUUCCCUUGUUCCUGUUGUUGUUAGUAUUUCACUUACUUCUUAACUUUUCACCGUUUUUUCUCUCUCUCGUUCCUAAAAAAACAAAAAAACCCAAAAAUAUUACUUUCCUGCUUUACUAUCUCCUUUUUCUUCUAUUUCUACGAUGGGGCAACGGGCGGCGUUCUGCAAGUAAAGGAAGUGCGGCUCCAAAAUGCCCGCCACGGACCCGCAUGACCUGUGCCUCCUUUGUCUGGGGGAAGGGCACAGGACCGAUAAAUGUGGCCAUUGUUUGGCCUUCUCCAAACAGGCAAGGAAGAACUGGGAGAAUCGCCUCCGCAAACUUUUGUGGGACCAGGCUCUCCUCCAGUCAGACUGGGUGGUGGCUAAGCCUCCCACUACUGUGGCUCCACCUGAAGGCCGUCCAACUUCGGCCGACCUGCCGCAACGCCCAGCCUCUUCCUCCAUUGCUCCGCCCUCAUGCCCUUCUGAAGAAGGUGCUCAUACCAUGGCUGAUCAGCCCAUUUCCCUGCCAAGGAAACAAAAGGAGAAGAGAAAGCACAGCGAUCCGGACAAACAUCCUGUGCACAAGAAGGCCAAAAAAGAUAAGGUAGGCAAGCCGGUUAAAAAGCCGAGGAAUCCCGAGCACGCAAAACAUCGCCACUCGGGUUCUGCAACUUCCUCAAUCCCGACUCCUCCCUCGGUCCCGACCAUCCAGGUGGCUAUAACGGUUACCCCGCCAGGAUCACCGCGCCAAACGGCAGCCGAUCCUACUCUGGAUUCAUGGCGUGGUUCCAUCUCAGAUGGGGAAAUAAGAGAUUCUCCACCGAGAGCUCAGUCACCAAUGCCAAUGCCGCCGGUCCCGCUGGAUACCGAGAUCGUCAUCUCUCCCCCGAGAAGCCACAGGAGCCGUUCCUCAGAUGCUAGAUCCGAUGACUGGUACCAUUCCAGAUACUCCUCCGCUUCAAGAUGGGAAGAGUACCAAUCUGUGGCCUAUUACCCGGUUUCCAGGGGAUGAUCUUCGCCGCCAGCUCCUCGGGAUCGCUUCCAUUCAACGCCCAGAGAUGCCCUGAGGGCUUCGUCUAAAGAAAGUGGCAGAUCAGAGUCACCAGGAGAUUCUUCCUCCAGUGCACCACCCCCCUAUUGGAUGGAAUCUGAUGAGUCUGAGGCUGACUCGACCUCGCUAGAUGCAGCAGUUACUUCGCAGGGCCCGGGGUCACCUGAAGAACCAUACAUCUCGUUCAAUGAAUUGAUGACCAGGCUAGUGAGGUCGCUCGAUAUCGAAGCCCACCAACAACCGGGACCGAGUACUGACCGUUUUUAUGAUGUAGUCAGGGGCAAACGAUCCACAUCUAUUGCCUUGCCGUUCAUUACAACCUUACGGCAAGCAAUGACUCAGCCAUGGAACCUCCAGGCUCACCCACAACCGACUUCACGUAAAUAUGAGUCUAUGUAUCAGGUUCGGGAGGAAGACAUCCCGUUCCUCCUUCAUCACCCCAAGCUGAACUCGGUUGUUGUGGAAUCCUCCCAGGGCUGGGAAGCACAUGGACACACCUCACCUCGCAAUAAAGAGGGAAGAAAAGUUGACUCCCUUGCCUGCUGGGUAUACGCAUCUUUGGGCCUUGGAUUACGAAUUUCCAAUUAUGAGGCAACCCUGGUGCUCUAUCAAUAUUUUCUUAUGCAACACCUAGACGCCAUCAUUGACACCUUCCCAGGAAAUCAGGGCAAACUUGCAAAAACCUUUGUUAAGGAAGCUAUGCAGGUGACGGUGCAACAGCUCUCCACAGCGAGGCACCACGUUGAUUCUGAUUCGAGGUUGCUUGUCGGUGCCAUUUCCCUCCGCAGACACGCCUGGUUGCGUAACUGCAAUUUUCUGGAUGAAAUGAAGCGGAGAAUUGAGGAGAUGCCGUUCGACGGAUCCGGUCUCUUCAACGCGAAGGCGGAUAGCAAACUGAAGAAAAUCCACGAAUCCAGAAUGACAGCCUGUCGUAUGGAACUGCAAUCCCUGCCUCUACGUAAGUGGUCAUGGUCAUGCCCGCAAUACCACCAACAAUUUCAGCCUCGGCAACAACAACCACAUCAACGCCAGCAAUGCCGCAGACAACAACCAUCCCAGCUCUUCCAGCAGGGCCGCCGCCGCUUUGACACGGACAGGCGACAGCGCUGAUGCGACGAGCGAGCCUCUCUUCUCCUCCCAACUUCACCCUCCCCUCUCUCAUUUGGGGACCGGCUGAAAAGUCGGCUCCCCACUUGGGAGUCCAUCACAUCUGAUGGGGUGGGUGUUAUCCAUCAUUCGGCAUGGCUAUGGAAUUGAAUUCGACGUUGUUCCAUCACCGAAUCCUAUCCGUUUUACACCGACCUCGUCAGUACUGCUGGACGAGAUUCACCAACUCCUUACUAAAGGAGCUGUUCAUCACUUAUCAUUAUCGGAAGGACUCCACGGAUUCUAUUCCAGAUAUUUUACGUUCCCAAAACGAGAUGGGGGUCUCAGACCUCUAUUGGACUUGAGAGCUCUCAAUAGAUUCAUAACACCAAAGAAGUUUCGGAUAACCACACUCCAAAAUAUACUUCCGUUGCUGGGAAGAGGGGAUUGGUUCGCCUCACUGGAUUUGAAGGAUGCCUAUUUUCAUAUUUCAAUACAUCCAAGUUAUAGGCGCUUCCUUCAUUUUGCGGUGGACUCUGAAAUCUACGAAUUCAAGGUGUUACCGUUUAGAUUGGCCACUGCACCAAGGGUUUUUACGAAGUGUAUGGCUCCUGUCUGCACACACCUUCAUUUACGUGGAAUUUGGAUAUACCAGUACCUUGAUGAUUGAUUGUUGGUGUCCGACAUAAAAGCAGGACUUUCAUCUGCUGUUGAGAUUACGUGUGCUCUAUUACAAGACCUCAGACUCUGUAUUAAUUGACAGAAGUCUUCUCUUCUCCCUACACAGACAAUCAACUUUAUCGGAGCCCGGCUGGAUUCGACAUUGGCAAGAGCUUUUCUUCCUCAAGACAGACAACAUGCUAUUGCUCGGUGCAUCUCUCGGAUCCGACAAGAAAGAACUGUCCUUACCCGAUCUAUCCAGAGCCUGUUGGGACACAUGUCUGCAUCCGUCGCCGUGGUUCCACAUGCCAAACUCAGGCUACGCCCUCUCCAGCUGUUCUUCAACGGGAUGUUCCGACCACAGACAGAUACACCCACCAAACGGAUUCGACUUCCGGUCUCCGUUCUUCAGUCCCUGUUAUGGUGGGCAGAACCAGCCAAUUUAAAUGU
Messenger RNA from Varanus komodoensis (Komodo dragon), 10041 nucleotides. RefSeq lists its product as uncharacterized. The transcript is spliced from 3 exons. NCBI's taxonomy places the organism in Eukaryota, Metazoa, Chordata, Lepidosauria, Squamata, Varanidae. The coding region runs from base 7936 to 8955 and encodes 339 amino acids. The record is from RefSeq and is a predicted model, not a curated record.